Molecule: messenger RNA, 4895 nt
Organism: Pseudopodoces humilis (Tibetan ground-tit)
Lineage: Eukaryota; Metazoa; Chordata; Aves; Passeriformes; Paridae
Source: RefSeq, a predicted model, not a curated record
AUGGCCUCGUCCCGCCGGGCCCGGCUCCGCGGCCCUCCCGACGGAGGCUGGGGAUGGAUGAUCGUUGCUGGCUGCUUCCUUGUCACUAUCUGCACCAGGGCCGUGACAAGGUGCAUUUCCAUUUUCUUUGUGGAGUUCCAGGCAUACUUUGGGCAGGAUUAUGCCAGAACUGCUUGGAUCCACUCCAUUGUCGACUGUGCUACAAUGCUUUGUGCCCCUCUUGGGAGUUUAAUCAGUAAUCAUGUAUCCUGCCAAGUUGGUAUCAUGCUAGGAGGGCUGCUUGCAUCUACUGGACUAAUUUUGAGCUCAUUCGCCGCCAGUCUGGAACAUCUCUACUUAUCAUUAGGAGUCCUCACAGGACUUGGGUUUGCACUUUGUUAUUCUCCAGCCAUUGCGAUGGUGGGCAAAUACUUCAACAAAAGGAAAGCACUGGCGUAUGGAAUAGCCAUGUCAGGAAGUGGAAUUGGUACCUUCAUCCUGGCCCCUGUGGUCCAGCUCUUAAUUGAGCAGUUUUCCUGGAGAGGAGCUUUGCUCAUUUUGGGAGGUUUUGUUUUAAACCUCUGUGUCUGUGGUGCCUUGAUGCGGCCUAUUUCUCUUAAGGAGGAUUGUAGAACUGCUCCUGAGUUUCUUGAACAGAAUUAUGUCCCUGAAACAGAGAAACAAGACUUAAAGCGAAUGUCCAUAUGUCCACCUUUAAUCAAAUUAUGGCCUCAUGAAUGUUUAUGCUACUGUUCCUGGAAGGAAUAUGACUUUUUGCUGAUGCCAGGCUUCAUGGUGCUCGCAGUGUCAAUUUUAUUUAUGGCAUAUGGCUGCAGCCCUCUUUUUGUCUACCUAGUGCCUUAUGCUUUGAGUGUUGGAGUGAGUCAUCACCAGGCUGCCUUCCUCAUGUCCAUACUUGGUGUCAUAGACAUCAUUGGUAAUAUCACCUUUGGAUGGCUCACAGACAGAAGGUGUCUGAAGAAGCAUCGGUACUUUUGCUACCUCUUUGCUGUGGGAAUGGAUGGCCUAUGUUGUCUUUUCCUGCCAGUUCUCCAAAGCUUCCCCUUGCUUGUGCCUUUCUCAUUUACCUUUGGCUACUUUGACGGAGCCUAUGUAACGCUGAUCCCUGUCAUGACAGCAGAUGUAGUGGGAACUUCUUUAUUAUCAUCAGCACUGGGUGUUGUGUAUUUUCUUCAUGCCAUACCAUAUCUAGUGAGCCCACCUGUGGCAGGUUGGCUUGUGGACACAACUGGCAGCUAUACUGCAUCAUUUCUCCUGUGUGGAUUUUCUAUGAUAUUUAGUUCAGCACUAUUGUGCUUUGCAAGACUAGCAAAAAAAAUCAAAAGAACACAUUUGCGGCCCCUCACGGGUAACAUGGCCUUGAAACAGCACAUCUGGACAAAUGGAGCAAUAGCUUAUUCUGUCACAGCAGAAUUAGACCAAAGGGAUGGUGAAUUUUUGGCUGUGGAUACAAACAGCUUCAGCAACAGGUGACAAGUGCUGUUGAGAUUCAGUAUGGCAUAGCCUGAGGCAGACGUGGCUCUGUGGUGGUUACACUGUUGAAGAUACUUCUCCUGUGAAGCAAGACAUCUUUCAGUUAGAUUUUUCUGUCCUGUUUUAGUUGGCUUAAAUCUACAUACAACAACAGUAAUACCAAGUUAAUGCAGUAAUAGAAAAAAGCUACACUGAAAACAGAGUUUGUAGAUACAAACAUUCAGAGAUUUCUUUGAAAUGCAAUGUUGGUUCCACAGGUAUCAGUCACCAAAACUGACCAAUAACAUUUACAUUUAAAAAUAUCAUUAAUGACACAAGAUUUUUCAUUUUGUGGUCUAGUAUGUUUCAAUGGACUAAUCACACACACCACGAAAAAAUCUCCACAUUUAUCAAUCUGUAUGAAACUCUUUGCAAAUGAAUUUUUCAAAUGCCAAAGUCAUGUGUUCGUUUUGCUUCUGUUUUUUUGGUUUUUUUUAAGAAAAUCUGGCAGGAAACUGAUUUAUGCUGAAAGUAUCUCUGGAGCAGCUUUAAUUUUUACAAUGUCCCUGAACUUUGUACAUACAUUGCAAUUUAAUUUCAAAUAUUUGAAGCGUGCUUUCCCACGUGCUCUCUAGCAAAUUUUACUUUUUUACUUUUUUCUUUUGGAUACCUUUAAAAUUUGAAUUUCUAAACAUUGACAUUCUGGGUAUGAUCUUUCAGCUGAUCCUUGUCUUAGAGAGUGGAAAAUGUGCUGUGGUGGCUCUGCUAUCUGAAGAGGAGUGAAUUUGUGCCAUGGGACCAGGCAUGCUGAUAGAUAAAUGUGCUUUAACUGCAUUAGUUGGAAGAAACCCAAAGGCAACCCGAGAGACCAGAGAGGCUCCUGUGUUUUCAAACACAGAGCGUCUUCCUCUUGUAAAAUCAGCAUCUAUUAGAGAACUUUAGAAUCCAUGCAACCAGAUGGCUGAGAGAUUGCCCACCCCACAGGCUGACAGUGGAGAGGAUGUUGGCAGAAUUGUUUCUGUGUAUUGCAGUGGCAAAUCUGUCUCUUUUCAGACCCAGAAGCUGCAUCUUCAUGUGGUGCCAAUUGCUCAUUUGUACCAUCUGAAGAGCUCUCAGGUCACUUUUCCUUGAUGGCCAGAACACAAGAGCUGGCAGUGACUUGAUGACAGUUUGCUGCUACUUGUGUGAGGAAAAUACUCCAGUUGGCUGCUUCACAGGAGCUAGGGAGUGAAUGUAGCUCCUGGAGUAACUUACUGAUGUGAUGGUCUAAUAAAUACUGGCAUUCUCUACUUUUCCAGAGUGAAAACAUCAGCAGCAAUGGAAAACUUCACAUUCCACAAUACAAAUAGUUUCAGUGUAUUGAUGCCACAUCAAACUGUAUUCUGUUCAUUAACAAAUUGAUCUGAGUCCAAAUAAUGUUCAUUUACACUGAACUAGUAAUUUUUUUAGUCUGCAGUGUGUUGAAUGGCUGCUCAUUUUGUGUGUCUUUUCCACUCUGUGCCUUGUAAGUGAAAGCAACAUAGACUGAUGUUCACCAAUUUGAUUUAGACCAAGAGUACAGCCAUAGGAGUAUAAUGUAUUUAUAUAUAUACACACACAUAUAUAUAUGAAUAAUGUGUAUCAAGUAGUUUUAUUGUCCAAGUGUAUAAUAUAACGCUUAUAUUUGAUACAAUAUAUUCAAAUAUAACAUAUUAAAAUUGUUUGUGUUUAAAUGAAGCGUUUCUCACUGUCCUGCUUCAGGAAUGUAGUCAGAGCCAGUAGCAUGAUCUACGUGCACAGACCAUAGAAUAAAUGCGAGCAGUGCAAAAUCUACUUAAAGCCAAUGACAUAACUUUUCUUCAGCUCAGCAUGAAAAUUGAGUCUUGGGCCCCAGUUUCGUUUUUAACAUAUAUUCAUAAAAAAAGACAAAAAUUAUCCAUGGGUGUUUCUUAAUGAGUUAGGAAAAAUAUGCACAUUUGGGAAAAAAAUUAAUUGGUUUUAUUAGUUAGUACUGAUGAAGAUAAUUUUUUAGAACUUUAUACAAUAUUUUAACAUCAAAAAAAGUAGGGAAUAGUGUGGUCAACAAAAAACAUAAUUUAUUUUUAACACGUUAUAAAUUACCACUGUAAAUAAAUUUACAAAAAUUUAGUUACUUUGUUUAUCACAUCACAACAUGUCACCUGUUGUUCAUGUCAGAGCUGCAUAUUGUAAAAGCCUGUUGGGAUAAUGCUAUGUGCAUUUUUAUUAUAGUAAAUUAUAGUGUGUAAUACAUUAUUAGCAUUUUUUAUUAUUUAAAGAUUUUAUUUUUUCAUAGGCUUUUCCCUUUUUGUUUUUUAAGCAGUACUUCUUGUUUUAAAUAUCUUGUUUAGCAGCAAACAUUCAACUGGUUUUAUUCACAGACCUUUUGUAGAAAAUGGCAAAAUUCUUUCAGGGUUUUCCAACACUGUUUCUGCUCUGACUUAAAUCAAUGGAAUAAAGACUUUUGUGCUUAAAACACACUGUGAAAUAUCAGCCCUGUCAUGAAUGCCCCCAAUGAGAAACAGAAUGAAGGAAGUGUAGCAGGAAAUGACCUGCAAGUGUAAGAAAUGGCAAUACAAUCCAGGCUGGUGAAGCCUCAUGCCAAACUUCUACCUCCUGCUCCACAUAACCCAGGCUCAACAGGUCAUCUUCAUCCAGCCAUGUGAAAUAUUCCAAGCAAUGCAUUAUAGAAUCUCUAGGUUACAAUAGUUUUAAAGAAUUAUUUACUGUAUUGGCAGCUACAAGAUAGCUGAGCUAACUGUGAACAAUUUUCCAGAUGAACACUGCAUGUUUGAGGAUUUAGGGGUCCUUUCCACACUUAAUGAUCUUGUAAUUCUAUGUUCCCACCAGCCCUGAUGGGCACAUGCAUUGAUGGGUAGGAGCUCAGCUGGAGCACUGCACUGCUGAGCCUGUCUGGCUUCCCAGGACAGCGUGGUGGGACUUGACUUGGGGUAACAUCUGUCCAACACAGAUUCUACCUCAGAUGGAUCCUACCUGCAAUUAUGCUCUGUUCUGUGCAGUGGAUGGAAAUUCAGUGUAACUAAGUGAAACUGCUUGCAGCUGCUGAAGUUAUCCCAUCUGUCUCCAUUCCAUGAGGUUUGAAAUGGGAAAAUAAUAAUUAUUUUGAAAUAAUUUAUAUCCUAAUGAUAAUCUGGAUACAUUUAAUAAAUUGUACCUUGGAAAGUUGUGUGAAAACAACAUUGGAAAAUCAAGUACCUUCUGCUGAAAAAUUACUGGUUUUUCAGAAAAAGCAUUCCUGAAACAUUCCUGUCAGCUUGGAUAAUAAUUUACCUCCUGAAAGAUAAAGGCUGUGUUACUAUAUGGUGAAUGUAUUUUAUAUUGCCACAACAAUGCCUUGUUUGCUUUCUAAAGUGUUACAAAUUUAUGUGAGAAGGAAGAGCUUGUUAAACUGUAACACUACUUCAUGGUCAGCAUAGCAAAGUCCU